Molecule: messenger RNA, 2376 nt
Organism: Chinchilla lanigera (long-tailed chinchilla)
Lineage: Eukaryota; Metazoa; Chordata; Mammalia; Rodentia; Chinchillidae
Gene: Hhipl2
Product: HHIP-like 2
Exons: 9
Coding region: 1-2376 (791 amino acids)
Source: RefSeq, a predicted model, not a curated record
AUGCCUGGUGGGUCUGCUUCUGGCCUGCCUGGUGCCUGGAGUUGCUGGCCCCGCCGGCUCCUCCUUGGCACCUCCUCUCUCUGCCUCACGAUUCUGCUGGGCCAGGGGGGCUUGCUUCAGGGACACCCUCAGUGCCUGGAUUACGGGCCCCCCUUCCGGCCUCCUGUGGGCCUUGAGUUCUGCUCUGACUACCAGUCCUUCGGGUGCUGUGACCAGCGUAAGGACCUGCGCAUCGCUGCGAGGUUCCGGGACAUCAUGAACUACUUCGACCUGCAGGGCCAUGCGCUGUGCGGAGGGUACAUUAAGGACAUCCUGUGCCAGGAGUGCUCGCCCUAUGCGGCCCACCUCUACGAUGCCGAGAACCCUCAGUCGCCUCUCCGCAACCUGCCAGGCCUCUGCUCCGACUACUGCUCUGCCUUCCACUCCAGCUGCCACUCCGCUAUCUCCCUGCUCACCAGCCAGCAUGGCCCCCAGCGGCCCCGGGACAAGGGUGGCGCCCACUUCUGCCACCUGCUCGAACUCCCAGACAAGGACUACUGCUUCCCCAACGUGCUGAGGAAUGACCAUCUCACCCGCAACCUGGGGGUGGUGGCCAAGGGCCGCCGAGGCUGCCUGCAGCUCUGCCUGGCCGAGGUGGCCAAUGGGCUGAGGAACCCGGUGUCCAUGGUCCAUGCCGGGGAUGGCACCCAUCGCUUCUUCGUGGCGGAGCAGCUGGGAGUGGUGUGGGUGUACCUGCCAGACGGGAGCCGCCUGGAGCAGCCCUUCCUGGACCUCAGGAGCAGCGUGCUGACCACGCCAUGGGUUGGGGAUGAGAGAGGUUUCUUGGGGAUGGCUUUUCACCCCCAGUUCCACCGCAACCGCAAGUUCUACAUUUAUUACUCGUGCCUGGCCAAGAAGAAGGUGGAAAAGAUCCGCAUCAGUGAGAUGAAGGUUUCUAGGGCUGACCCCAACAGAGCGGAACCCAAGUCAGAGAGGGUCGUCUUGGAGAUAGAAGAACCAGCCUCCAAUCACAACGGCGGGCAGCUGCUCUUCGGCCUGGACGGCUAUCUGUACAUAUUCACUGGAGACGGCGGGCAGGCCGGGGACCCCUUUGGCAAGUUUGGAAAUGCUCAGAACAAAAGUUCGCUGCUGGGGAAAGUGCUAAGGAUCGACGUGAACCGGCCUGGCCGGGGUGGCAGCAGGUACCGGGUCCCCGAGGACAACCCCUUCCUCUCUGAGCCAGGGGCUCACCCCGCCAUCUACGCCUAUGGCGUCCGAAACAUGUGGCGCUGUGCGGUGGACAGAGGGGACCCAGUCACACGGCAGGGCCGCGGCCGGAUGUUCUGUGGGGACGUGGGCCAGAACAGGUUUGAGGAGGUGGACCUCAUCGUUAAAGGCGGGAACUACGGCUGGAGGGCCAAGGAAGGAUUCGAGUGCUACGACCACAAACUCUGUCACAACGCCUCUUUGGACGACAUCCUGCCCAUCUACGCCUACGGCCACGCGGUGGGGAAGUCAGUCACAGGGGGAUAUGUCUACCGUGGAUGUGAGUCCCCGAACCUCAACGGUCUCUACAUCUUUGGGGACUUCAUGAGCGGUCGACUUAUGGCUUUGCAGGAAGAUAGAAAAACCCAGAAAUGGAGGAAGCGGGACAUCUGCCUGGGCGACCCCGUGUCCUGCGCCUUCCCAGGGCUGCUCAGCGCCCACAGCCAGUUCAUCAUCUCGUUUGCCGAGGACGAGGCAGGGGAGCUCUACUUCCUGGCCACCUCGUACCCAAGCGCGUACGCGCCACACGGCUCCGUCUACAAACUCAUCGACCCCUCCAGGCGAGCGCCGCCAGGCAAGUGCAGGUACAAGCCGGUGCCGGUGAGGACCAAGAGCAAGCGGAUCCGGUUCAGGCCGCUCGCCACCACUGUCCUGGACUUGCUCAAGAAGCAGGCAGAGAAGGCUGCUAGGAACUCAUCCAGUGCGUCCUCGGCGCCCAGCCUAGAGCCAGCUUCGCCUCAGAGAGCUGCUUCUAAGACACCAGCUCCUCCCGCAAGCAGCAAGAAGGCAUCCCGGAGACCUGGUACCAAGAAGAAAGCCAGAGCGUGGCCCCCAGGUCCCCAGGCGAAGAGGAGGAAGCGCCCCGGGGCCCGCGGUGGUGGGAGGCAGUGGUUGGCACAGCACAGGCCAGCAGGCAAGAGUCGCCCUCGACCUCUGGUCAAGCGGGCUACAGCGACACGGGGGAGAACUGCCCGCUGGGUGCAGGCCACCGCUGGCUGCAGCCCUGGAAGCCCAGGAAGCUGUGGCAAGCUGGGCAGGCAGAGAGGGGCUGAUGUGUGGCCUGGGGUGUCCUCUCCAGGGGUCCUGCUGUCCCCUGCAGGGGCAAAGGCCCUGGCUGGCCGUGAGCACUGA